Molecule: messenger RNA, 4077 nt
Organism: Talaromyces marneffei
Lineage: Eukaryota; Fungi; Ascomycota; Eurotiomycetes; Eurotiales; Trichocomaceae
Exons: 2
Coding region: 1-4077 (1358 amino acids)
Molecular function (GO): protein binding
Source: RefSeq, a predicted model, not a curated record
AUGGAUAUCCAAGAUCAGAUUGAAGACGAUAUACAGUCCCUAUUUCUGGACGAAUACCGGGGAGACCUUCGCCAGGCAUACAAUGACAUUAUCCAACAUGAAUCACAACUAAACAUAAACCCCGAUGAGUCCCACCCCGAGCAGAGAGCUUACUUUCUUCGAUCAAAGAUACAAGUACAUAUGCUUCGUGGCAGACUCAACGAUGCCUACACCGCACUAGACGAGUUCAAGACUUUUGUCGAUGACAACGUGUUCAGCGAACCAAAAAGGCUUGCUUCAUACUGGGGUCUGCGAUACGCCGCAGCUAAACUCCUCGUAGACUACUAUAGACGCUAUCCGCCAUGUAUUCGAUAUCAACAUGAGUCUCAGUCUCCGACAAAUACGGCCUUGAUAGAAGGUAUCACAGGACCGAAUGAGAUUACUGCAGAGUUGAAUCAGAAUAUACAAAAGUAUUGCGCCAAUGCAACGGAGGAAGAAACCACAAAUAACCAAAUGGAUAUGAAUAUUUGCAUCUUCUUUCUUGUCUUGCUCCACUUUCCACAGCAGUUGAGACUAGUGACGUUACGACACUCGGCCUAUCCAGACGGUAAUUGGAAGCCUAAUGAUGGCAAGACCCCCGAAGAAGUCAUUGCUUCUGUGGCACCUUAUUUGCAUAAUUUUGUGCAGAGGGCACCCUUGGAUGAGACAACUGAUUUGACAUCUCUAUACGCACAGAGAUUGAACAUUGAACUUCACUAUGCGAUGGAAUCUCCGUCUCUGAGGACCUUGUUACCAAAACUCUUUCAUGCCCACGAGCGUUUUUCAGAUCAGGCUGGAAUGGCAAAUAGCAAGCUAAUUGAAGGUGAUACUUUAUACUCACCUCCAUUCACUAGUCCGAUUAUUCAGAAUCUCGUCCCGGUGCCCGGUUCUCACGCCGCUGGUGAUCACAAUAUCUGGGACACACCCGAAGUUAAAAUUGCGCUCAAGGACUCCGAAGAGGCUUUUCGUUGCUAUGAGGAAGCACUUGAACUUUUUGAAACAUCAAAUAGUUCUCGUGGGAAAGCUGCCGUUCAUCUCCGUCUCGCUAGUAUAUUGCAUGCCAGAUCUUACAACUAUGCUCCCGCGGAUAAUGAAAGGGCCGUCCUUCUACAAGAUGCGAGCGAGCACUGUGACAAGUCACUGACAUUGUUUGACAUGGACGAGGCAAAUGCACAGAUUGUCAAAGCAAAUCAAAUUCUCAUUGAAAUCUCCAAGGGUCAUACGAACAUGGCAGACCUACAAAAACGUGCCGGGGAAAUAGGCAAAUGGGGCCGUGAAUGCCAAAACGAACUUAUCGCCUUCCAUAUAGGCACGGUAAUGAUACGAUUUGCUCGGCGUGAAUGGGGAAGAUACUCCCGAUUCGAUACCGCCAAUGCUUGCUAUGAAUGUGCCUAUGUAUGCUGUACAGAGCUUGGAGCACGUUUACCAGCUUUCAUUGCCCUGUUUGCCAGGGCAGCUCUGCAAAAUGAAAUGAACAAUAUUGCGGCUACAGCCGUGCUGGCGGAUCAAUGCAUUGUUAUGUUUGACAAUGUCGUGCAAAGCCUUAAUCAACAAAUCCAAAACAUCAAUGCGGAGACCCCCAUUGGCAAAAUUGAACGUCAGCAUCUAUUGACUCGGAAAUAUGAAUUCAUGUCUACCUUCAAUAAUAGCAUCAGUCGAAUCCUCGCACGGAGGGAUUCCCUGGAUACAUUAGAGAAUUAUCGUAGAUGGAAAGAGAAAUUUCGCUGGUACGAGCAAAACGACGAAAGCUUUGCAUUCGUCAGAGGGGAACCUGAGAAUGACUCAGGUCCAAGGCAGUCCGACGUUGCGAAAAAGUAUUUUGGUCAAUCUCUUGACGAUAUACUGAAAGUCUUUGCUCUUGAUAACGACAUCUCGGACAAAUUUUGGGCCGCCGACAUGGAGUUCAAUCAGGCUAUACUUGACGGAAACAUGGACAAAGCUGAGUCUGUUAUGCACGAUUUCAUCAAGACUGCGCAAGGAUUCAAGAGAGUGUACAGCCAAUAUAUGUACAAAAUGAUUGCGUAUGGCCGAAUAGGCGACGUCUUAAAAAUGCAGGAGAUAUUGGAUUCAGUGACUGAUUCUGAAUUGUUCAACACUAGACUCGAGGAGUUUCUGAAUGGUAAAAAUGUGGACAUGUUCUUCUCCUCUCUGGCAAACAAUGCAAUAUUCGUAUGCGUGAAUGCUACGGAUUGGAAACGAGGGUUGCGAGUUCUAGACCUCGUUCUGAAGAUUCGUCCGAAUUACUUUGAUGAAUCGCCGAGUGAAAGUCCGAUUGAUUUGUCGAUAAGACAGGCCCAUGCGGCUACCAUAUAUCUGAAUAAUGCUCAACCAGAAGUGGCGUUUCGAAUGUUGCUCAAGGCAAGACGCCUCAUUGAACUGCGCCGGAGCCAGGCCAGUGAUAUGGAUGUCAAGGUUGGAGUAUUAUCUAGAGGACUGAUUGAAACCUUCUUGCAGUUGGUGAUCAUAUGUUUGGAAUGUGCGAAACUACAUCUUCCCCUGAGCAUCCUCAACUCCUAUGACCAUAGUCAUCCGCAGGUAUCUUGGGAAGAGCAUGCAUUACUUUUCAUGGAAGAGGCACGGGCAAGAUCUCUGAUUGAUUCACUUAUCUCAUCAGCUCAACAGCAAUCAGACGAGGAAGGAAGAAGAAGAAUGUCCGAGAGCAUAUAUAAGCGUCGAGCACUAACCCAUCUUCUAUCCAUUCAUAAGCGAACGGAAAAUCAAGACAAAGAACUCGAUGAGCUUGCUCGAGAAGUUGAACGGUUGGACGUCGGAACAUGGUCGUCUUCAGCCAACGAUCUUAUGGAUACCAUGAAUUCUGCGGUACUGCCGCUCGACUUGUAUGGUCACCUCAGCGAUGAUACGGUGGUGAUUGAGGCGAGCUUUAAUAUAUCAGGGUGUAUCCUGAUGGCUAUCACCAAAAAUGGCAUACAAUCCUACGAGACCAACAAUAUCCGCGACAUAGACAUCAGAAAAUGGGCAACGGAAUUGAUGCAAAUCAUGAGGGAUAUGAGCGGGCUUCGAGAACCCGAAGAAGAAGAUCGCAAAGCACGAAUGGAGGAGCUUUCAGGGCAAAUUUCAGAUGUUCUUUUACGUCCUUUUGCUGCCAUCAUCCGAGAAAAGAGUCAGAUCAUCUUCUCUCUGUCUCAACCGCUGACUGCGUUCCCGGUAUCAGCACUGGUGUUUGAUGGGAAGCCACUGGUUUUGCAUGCAGCUGUUUCGCAGACACCUAGCUUGACUGCUCUUUAUCACUUGUCGAAGCGACGUGCGGCAUCAGCUAUGCCGACGGUGUCGGUUUUCACCAAAGCUUUAGCUGGUGAUCAAUCUUCAGAGAGUGAUCGAGCCACAAAAGAGACAUUUCUUCCUAUGGCCGGCGUUGAAGCAAUAAGUAUAUCUAAUCUGUUCUCCACUUGGCCCAUCGAAGCAUCAAAUCUAUCUCGCGCCCAAUUCCGCGAUCAUAUCCAAGGCCACACCUCAAUUCUGCACAUUGGAACCCAUGGGACCGUUAACGCCGGAAGUCCACUACUGUCCUCCAUCUCUAUCGGUGAAGACUUUCGAGUCAUCGACAUGUCACCUAUCCAGAGCCGAGCGAACCUGAUCGUCUUCGCUGCUUGUCUCAGUGGUCUGGGGAGAGCAACUGCCGGAAACGAUGUUUUGGGAUUCACUCAUGUCGUGCUGGGGACUGGGUGUCAGGCAUAUAUCGGAACGCUGUUUGAGAUUAGUGAUUUCGCGUCUAUGAUUUUGAUGACAUUGUUUUAUCGACAGAUUAAGGAUACGCUCGGUCUGUCCUUGGCUGAAGCUCUACGUCGUGCUCAGGUGGAGUUUUUGCAUUUUGAUGAUGAGAAGGCUACUGCUUUUCUGGAUCAAUUGCUUGAAGCAUGGGACGCAACUUCCAUGACGGAAUCGGGUAUUAAAAGUCCAGAGGACUUUGUGCCGGAUGGCAAAUAUCUACUGACAUUGCAGAAGAUGAUGCUGCCUCAGAUUGAUUGGACAAGCCCUAUAUUCUGGGCUUCGUUUGCGUUGAUGGGAUAUGGUGAUUUUUGCUUUAGCUAUCCUGGUUGA